AUGGCUGAGGGUGGCUUGUUCUCGACUUAUUCAUUCUUCAGCGACGCUGCUGGUGUUGCAGGAAAUCUUCUUGCUUUCGUGUUGUUUGUGUCACCCAUACCGACUUUUAGGAGAAUUAUCAGAAGCCGAUCCACAGAAGAGUUUUCUGGGCUGCCUUAUAUUUAUGCUCUCUUGAACUGCUUGAUAUGCCUUUGGUACGGCAUGCCCAUUGUCUCGUCCGGCAUAAUCCUAAUCGCCACUGUCAACUCGGUUGGAGCCAUUUUCCAGUUGAUUUACAUCAUCAUAUUCAUCAUAUAUGCUAAUCGAAAAAGAAAGAUGAAGAUGUUGGGAUUACUGUUAGCAGUGUUCUCUGUGUUUGCUAUAAUCGCGUUCGUUAGCAUCAGAUUUUUCGAGCCUCCUAGUCGGCAACUUUUUGUUGGAUACCUAUCUGUGUUCUCACUCAUAUCCAUGUUUGCUUCACCAUUGUUCAUUAUCAAUUUGGUGAUCAGAACAAAAAGCGUCGAGUACAUGCCGUUUUAUCUUUCGUUAGCCACAUUCUUGAUGAGCGUUUCAUUCUUUGUGUAUGGUCUUUUCAAGCAAGACCCAUUUAUCUCCGUUCCUAAUGGGAUAGGAGCAAUACUCGGGAUUAUUCAGUUGGUAUUGUACUUAUGUUACAGUGGAGGUUCGAUCGAAGUGUCGAGAAGGCCUUUGCUCGGGUCGCAUGCCUAA
This is a messenger RNA of Striga hermonthica, 708 nucleotides long. The record is from the annotation of a GenBank genome assembly. NCBI's taxonomy places the organism in Eukaryota, Viridiplantae, Streptophyta, Magnoliopsida, Lamiales, Orobanchaceae.